Paraphaeosphaeria sporulosa is the source of this 4680-nucleotide messenger RNA. RefSeq lists its product as uncharacterized. NCBI's taxonomy places the organism in Eukaryota, Fungi, Ascomycota, Dothideomycetes, Pleosporales, Didymosphaeriaceae. Bases 269 to 4543 code for a protein of 1424 amino acids. The transcript is spliced from 4 exons. The record is from RefSeq and is a predicted model, not a curated record. Gene Ontology annotation, cellular component: plasma membrane; cytoplasm. Gene Ontology annotation, molecular function: calcium ion binding; protein binding. Gene Ontology annotation, biological process: endocytosis; endosomal transport.
GUGCAUCCCCACGCCAUCCGCAUCCUCAUCCAGACGAGCCUCCGCGAGCGUGCGAGGCCCUGCGUCGCAGCCGUAGUCAGUCGCUGCUCCCACGCCCACGCCCGCGAGCUAGCCGCCGCCCGCCGCCCGCCGUCCGCCGCCCCCAGCUCACGCAGGCUGCCGGCCGCGCGCACGUCCAGGUUCCCCACCGCGCCAUCGCACGGCAGCGCCAAAGCUCCAGCCUCAUCCCUCGCUGUAUGCUCGCCAUCGCCAGAGCUCCACAGUCACCAUGGCGGACCUCGCGGCCAACGGCGCCCUCGAAACGUCUCUCAACCUGACCCCCGACGAGAAGCGCGCCUUCCAGUACCUGUUCCAGCAGGCCGACUCCGAGAAGCUCGGCGUCAUCACCGGCGAGGUCGCCGUCAAGUUCUUCGAGCGCACCAAGCUGCAGCCCGCCGUGCUGGGCGAGAUAUGGCAGAUCGCAGACACGGAGAACCGCGGCUUGUUGACGUCGGCGGGCUUCUGCCAGGUCUUGCGCCUCAUCGGCCAUUACCAGGCUGGCCGUGACCCCUCGCCAGAGCUUGCCUUCCAGCCCGCCCCGACGCUGCCCAAGUUCGAGGGCCUGUCCAUCCCAUCCGCGCCUGCUCCCGCGGCCCCCGUGCCCGGGCCCUUCGCACAACCUCCUGCCUCAAACAUUACGCCCCAGGUCAGCGGAGGAGGCCCCAUCCGCGUGCCUCCCCUGUCCCCUGCCAAAGCAGCCGAGUAUGCCGGCCUCUUCGACAAGUCGGGUGCUUCCAAUGGCCUUUUGUCUGGCGAGAACGCAAAGCAGAUCUUCGAGAAGGCCAGGCUGCCCAACGAGACGCUGGGCCGCAUAUGGAACCUGGCCGACACCGAACAGCGCGGCGCCCUGGGCGUGACCGAGUUCAUCAUUGCGAUGCACCUCCUCGCCUCGUUCCGCACCGGUGCCAUGAAGCAGGUGCCCACCACGUUGCCCGCUGGUCUCUACGAAGCCGCCGCACGACGAGGACCCGUUCCGCCAAUAGGCCGCCAGGACCCUAUCCCGCCCAUCCCGCGCCAGUUCAGCGGACAGGGACCGCAACGUACCCACAGUCCCCUGCGCAAUCAGUACAGCACCCCGCCGCAGUCCGUCCAAGCAACGGGAAGCGACUGGGCCAUCAGCGCGCAAGAGAAGACUUCGUACGACAAUCUGUUCAACAAGGUCGACACGACAGGCCGCGGUUUCAUAACAGGCGAGCAAGCGGUGCACUUCUUCAGUGACUCUGGUCUUCCUGAAGACGUCCUGGCCGGUAUCUGGGACCUCGCAGACAUAAACUCCGAGGGUCAGCUUACGAGAGACGAGUUUGCGGUUGCCAUGUAUCUCAUCAGACAACAGCGGAUGAAGGACCGUGCUCCGCUACCCACCACACUACCACCGCACCUCAUUCCUCCGAGCAUGCGCAAUCAAGUCAGACAAGCGCCGCUCUCAGGACCCGAACCACCGCCUGCACCUCCGCUGUCCAAGUCUGCCGCUGAUGAUCUCUUUGGGCUCGAUGCCUUUUCUGCCCCUGCACCACCUGCACCUUUGCAGCUGCAGCAGACAACUGGCGGAUCAGCGCCCUUCGCCAAACCUUUUGACAACGACCCGUUCGCCAGCAAGACAGCCUCGCCCACGUCGCCUCAGCCGUUCCAACCCUCACCGCGCAACCCUGCUUCAACAUUCAAACCAUUUCUGCCCACCUCUUCGUUUGGGCAGACGCUUACUACCCAGUCUACCGGGGCUUCUGCAGGCUCCGGUCCGCCAAGAGGUCCACCUUCGGCUAUGGACGAUCUUCUAGGCGAGAGCGACCCUGAGAUUAACAAGAAACUGACUCAGGACUCCACAGAGCUGGCCAACAUGUCGAACCAGAUGACCACUCUACGGAAUCAAAUGCAAGAGGUUCAGAAUAAGAAGGGUGCAACUGAAAGCGAGUUGAAUAGCGUAAACAGUCAGAAGCGCGAACUCGAGCUCAGACUCUCACAGUUUAAAGCUGCUUAUGAGAAGGAGGUCAAAGACGUGAAAUCAUUGGAAGAUCGACUAGCAUCUUCGAAGAAUGAGACACGAAAACUCCAGCAGGACCUGGCCAUACUUGAAGGCACCCUCAAAGACCUCCAGAACCAACACCACCAGGCGAGGACGGCUCUUGAGACUGACCAGCGCGAGAACAACAAUCUCAAGGAGCGUAUCAGGCAAGCCAAUGCUGAGGUCAGCAGCCUGCGGCCUCAACUUGACAAGUUACGGAAUGAUGCUAGGCAGCAGAAGGGAAUGGUGGCCAUCAACAAGAAGCAGCUAGCUACAAACGAAGGCGAGCGAGACAAGAUCAAGAACGAGAUGAACGAUUUGAACAAGGCCGUUGAGGAGUACCGUACUCCUCCUGCAGGGCCGACUUCCAAUGUAGCCAGUCCUGCAACUUCCACUGCGAGCCACAACACCAAUCCGUUCUUCCGCAAGUCGCCUCAGCCCACCGAAAACACCAUGUCACCCUCUGGCUUCGCUCAGACUGGUCCCCACAAAGACUUUGACAGUGUCUUUGGCUCGUUCGCUUCACCUCAAACUUCGGCGCCCCCAACAUCUUUCCGAGCGGACAGCCAAAGUCAAGUGCCGUCGUUCUCAGCGCCUUCUGGUCAGUCUGUUCGCUCAUCAGAGGGACCAGACGUGCCAACACCAUCCACUUCCCCGCCGUUGUCGUCUUACCAAGAAUCUCCUCGUGCCGGAGAGCCGCCUGCACCCCCUGAAUCGCGUCAGUUCGGUUCCGCAUUUCUUCCGCUGCGAAACGACCUCCCCCGCUCAGACUCUUUUAGCUCGUCGGUCAAGGUCUCAGCCCCUGCGAGUCGGUACGGUGGACCCAGUGCAACGGGCAACGAAACGCCCACCAUCUCAGCGGCUUCGCCUGCCGCAACGCCAGUGCAAGAGAAACCUGCAGCGGUGGAGCGCUCACUCUCCUCCGAUACUCAGAAGACCGAGACCGACAACUUCAACCCGUCGCUCUUUGACCGUAUCUCUACAGCUUCGCCAGUAGCAAGCAUCACCAGCGAUACCAAGUCCACCACCAGGGGUGAGGAGAGAAAGGAUACCUUUUCCGGGUUUGGCGGUCCUCUGCCCAACAAGGAUCUUCCCGGAUCUUUUCCAAGGGACACAACCUCUCCGCUUCAGCAAGUGCCCACUGGUGGUAGCAGUUUCAGCGAGCAGAGCAGGGCCAACGGCCGCGGUGACCCGUUCCCACCCGCCGCUAGCGAGCAGCCACGUCCCGGACAGAAGGUCGAUUUUGACGCUGCAUUUGCUGGUUUUGGUUCGAGCCGUCAGAACACCGAGCCUAGUGGAACGAACGGGGAGUCCAACGGCGCUGCGACCAAGUUCAACAAGGAGUUUCCUCCGAUUGAGGAUUUGAGCCGUGAUGAUGACACUGACAGUGCCAGCGAACAAGGCUUUGCGGACAAUUUUACCUCGGCCUCUCCUCACCACCAUCGUUCAAGUCGGGGACAAAGCCAGGCUCCGCAGCCCAACACCUCUUCAGCUGGCGGAGAUGCUUCUCAUGACGACCUUUACGCGCCUCCGCCUCCAACCACUCGCCUUGAUUCAAAUGUAGGCGGGCUUCCUUCACCCACCGCGCAGAAGUCGCCGCCCAGCUAUGAAUCCAGCGUUCCGCAUCGAAGCGGCUCAAAUCAGUUCCCACCGGAGUUUGGAGGUUUGCUUCCUUCCAGGACUGAUCCCACCGCACCGCCCUCCUCCCAAUCUCCAGAGAGGUCGUUCGCUUCACCUGCUGGGGGACAUGGUGCCGCUCUCUUUGGUGGCUCUUCUGCUGCAAAGUCAAUGACAGCAUCGCCACCUCCUGCGGAUACUCCAUCGUCAACCGUACCUUCGGAUGCUUACCACUCAGCUGUUUCCCAACCGCCCAGUGAUACCACAGCUCAGCCUCAGCCCAAAUCCGCGUUCAACGAUGACUUUGACGCUGGGUUCGAUGACCUUACCGAUGCCAAGGAGGCAGACGACAAGACGGACGACGACUUGUUCGCGUCACAACAUCGCGAAGGGUUCGAUGAAUUUAACCCUGUCUUCGACUCACCUGCGGCAUCCAAGGCCAAUACUAUGCAAUCGCAGCAGACACCCACGGGCAAAGCUCACAGCGGCGAAGACAGCUUCAGCGACUUCGAGCACAUCUCCAGAAGUUUCGGGCAACCCGCGGCUCCCCAGCCGGCAGCUUCUUCUCAGGAUUGGGAUGCGAUCUUCUCUAACAUGGAGUCAUCCCAGGACAAGGGGUCGCAGCAAGAGCCGAGUGAUUUCAGCAAGUCGGUGUUCGAGUCUCUUGACCGAGACGAAGGCUCUGGAUCUUUGAAGUCGCCUACCAUGCCUCAGCUGGGACGCGCUAUCAGCACUGGCACGGAACACGACGACCCCAUCUUGAAGAAGUUGACUGGGAUGGGAUACUCCAGGGACGCAGCUCUGGGCGCCCUGGAGAAGUAUGACUACGACAUCAACAAGGUAUGUCACAAUCUACCCGACCACAGUAUUGGCCCAAGGGUCAAGUGACCCUCAUCAUCCCGCGAUAGAUGAUACAGGGUCGAUGGCUUAAUCUGUUGUCUCCUAGUCGUACUGUCGGUAUCGUACUAACGCUCGUAGGCCGCUGAUCAUCUGGCAUCAUCACAUUAGCGGUUCUUCGUUUCCAG